AUGGACGUCGAUCCCGCUUUUGACUUCUCGCAUGACCUUCAAGACGAUCCGGAUCCGGCACCACAAGCAGCUCUCCAGAAAGUGCUGGACGACUUCGAUCUGGCUGCGGGUCCCGGCACCGACAAAGGCAGCAGUGCAUUGGAUCGCCUCGCUACUGAGAUCGAGCGCAUAGAGCUCGAGCAAGGUGCUCGCCGUGCCACGUCCCUUGACGAAGAGGACGAAGAUCACGAGGAUGACGAUGUGGAUGGGAUGUGGCAAGGCCCUCUCCCCGAUCCCAAUAGACCUCGUGCUUCCAGUCCUGUUCGCAACGAAGACCGACGCUCUCCUAGCCCAUCGCGAUCUACUUCUCCUCGACGCCCCCCAUCAACUCGAUUCCCCCUCUCACGAGUUCCUGAGGUGCUCAUGGCUCAGAAGUACCUGGAACUUCUCGACGGGGCGAGUCUCGACAAUGAGGCUUACAGUGGCCUGGAUGCCGAUGCCCGGCACGAUCUGCGCCAUCCGUCACACGAGAAGCCUGACAUGUCGGAUUCAAAGACACGCCUCUCCCUGAACAUGUAUACCGCCUGUUGUCGCAAUGCACCUGGGAAGACGUACGAAGAGGUUGCUUCCGGAAUACGUACCGUGUAUCCAGAGAUCCCGAUCUUGUCACUUUACGAGGUGAAGAAGCUUGUCGCGAAGGAGAGUGGUAUCCGUACUGUCCCGGGUGACAUGUGCAAGUCUUCUUGCAUCGCCUUCACUGGCUACCUGGCUGGAGAGGAGAAUGAGGUCUGUCCGGUUUGCGGGGCACCGCGGUGGGAUCCUGUGGAGCGCGAGCGCACGGGAAAGAAGAUACCGCGUCAGACCUUCGAUACCAAUCUCAUUGGAUUUUCGAUCCAGGCGCAGUUCGGCACCGAAGGCCAUGUCGAUGCAGCUGCAUACCGGCGACGCGAGCUCGAGCGGCUCAUGCCAGAGUACGACGAGAAGGCUUUCGUAUCGAUUGUCGGCGACUACCCUUCGGGAACAGCUGUGCUUGACGCCAACAUUCCCAAAGAUGACAUCUGUCUAAUGUGGACCGGCGACGGCUUCCAGCUCUGGGAACUGAAGCAGUCGGGACUGCUAUAUAUACCUCUGGAUCUUACUGGACCUCCCUCCGCAUCUUCGCUACAAGAAGGACCCCGGAAUCUUGAUUCGUUCCUGUUCCCUGGACUGUAUCAUGUUGCAGCGCUCAAACGCGAGGGCUUGCGUAUCUGGAAUGCUGCUCAACAGCGCGAGUAUACCUCCCAGAUACAUGUCCUGUUCGUCACGGCCGAUACAGUCGCACUUCCCGAGGCCAAUGGCAUGGUCGGGCAUAUGGGGAAGGAGGGCUGUCGUCGCUACUGUGGCUUUACUGGGCGUCGCAAACCCGGCAGCCAUGGCUACACAUAUGCCCUGUAUAAGCCCUGCGACUCCGAUGACUCUGGCUCCAACGGACCCGAUUGGGAUCUCGCCCGCGACCCAGAGACGCCUCAGGAUGCGUCUGAUAGUGCUUUGUCCUGCCCCCUCGGCAUCCCUGCGAUGUUCCCAUCGGAUCUCAAGCGCGGCGACGACAAGACCUCGUGGGCAUGGGUGUUCCUCGUGGGCGCCAUCUUCAAACAGCACGGUCAAGAUGUUGCCGACUGCCUUCCUUACCUUCCCGGUUCAUUCGAGCGCCCUCCCCGCAACCCUUUCGAGAAGCUCAAUAGCGGCUACAAGGCCUGGGAGUUUCUGAUUUGGUUCUAUGGAAUGGCGCCUGCACUCCUUCACAACAUCAUGCCCGAACCGUUCUAUACACAUUUCUGCAAAGCUGCAGCUGCAGUGCGGAUGUUACAUCAACGCGAGGCAUCGUUGCAGGACCUCCUUCUUGCCUACAAGCUCAUGAACGAAGUCUGUGCCGAGUUCGAGACCAUUUACUGCGAGUGCAAGACCUCUCGUCUGCAUUUCGUCCGCCAUGCUGUUCACAUCGCCACCCACAUGGCACGCGACGCAAUUCGGCAUGGCAUGGGCUCGUACCUAUCUCAGUGGGUCUGUGAGCGCACAAUCGGUAUCUACGCGUCACUCGUCCGUCAACCCUCGAAUCCGUUCCACAACCUGUCAUCGCAGGUCAUGUUGCAGGCCCAGCUGCAUGGCUUGUACGCUCGCGCUCCCGAGUUGGACCCACGAGUGCCACUGGAGUCUCGCUUGCCAGAUUCCGCUGUGCAACUCCCGCAUGGUUAUGCUCUACUGCAUCCCAAGGAGCGGUCGAAGAGCAGGGUCUCGCCCGAGCAGCGUGUGGCCAUCGCGGACUACUAUGAGCGGAACGGCGAGACGUUGGAUGCAGGUUGGAAAGGACAUGUGCGCCGGUAUGGCAGACUCCUCCUCCCUACCGGCCAGUACGCCCGAUCAGCUUGGCGGGAGACCCUGAAAGAGCUGCAUAAGAUCCGGAUUUCGCGGAAUGUCAAGAUUCGGAACGGCGAACAGAUCUCCAUCGGCGAGGUUCUACUUUCGCUUGAAGGUACACGGAAAGACUCGCACUGUCGCGAUGGUGCAUAUCUGCCCAUCCUCGAGCGCGGAAGCCUCGUUGUGAUGGACUACUCGGCCAUCCAGUCUGUUGUCGCUAUGAUUCCGCACGAUGUCCGCUUCUUCCUAGUUGAGAAGAUCACUUUGGGUGCAGGGAUGCUUGGCGGCGUCGUAGAACAACCGCAACCAGAGCCCAUAGAUGUAUAG
Molecule: messenger RNA, 2700 nt
Organism: Peniophora sp. CBMAI 1063
Lineage: Eukaryota; Fungi; Basidiomycota; Agaricomycetes; Russulales; Peniophoraceae
Source: the annotation of a GenBank genome assembly